Messenger RNA from Cylicostephanus goldi, 681 nucleotides. NCBI's taxonomy places the organism in Eukaryota, Metazoa, Nematoda, Chromadorea, Rhabditida, Strongylidae. The record is from the annotation of a GenBank genome assembly.
AUGAGGACUGACUUGGACGUGCAAGCCCAAGGUGUACUCGAAAAUCUUGAAUGCAUCCUUGUUGACACGGAAGAAGAAAAAAGUCUUUUGGAAGGGGUCGUCAGCCGCUAUGCUAUCAGCGGAGAGGGUACUGUUUGCGUGGUAGUAGGUGAAGCAGGCAGUGCUCGAACAACUUCGGUGAGGAAUGCUGUGCUGGGAUUUGACCUCGAUGCAAAGUUGCAGAUCAUAAGCGUAGUUUCUGGUUCAGGAAGGGUCAUAUAUUCCCACAUACUUUUAGCCCAUCUUGGUUCGGACAGAAACGCUUUGCAGUUGCUGAUUGAUGAAACAGAUGUGAAUAAAUGCAUUUUGAUUGUGGAAGAUGCUGAUGAGCUGGCCUCUCGUCAACGUCAGUCUUUGCUUUAUCUGUUGCUCGAUAUGACCAGAAGACCUAGCAGUGGUCAGUGGUUAGUGUUUCUUAUGGUGCAACAUCAGAACUUCAUAGCAUCACUCGAAAAGAGAGUUCGUUCUCGAUUGUCAACUGCUCGAAUAUUAUUUCAUCCAGCUUUGACUGUUGGAGAAUAUCUGGGAGCUUUCAAGACCUUCUUAAGUCCUGAAGGAGUAGGGUGUGCAGAUUGGGAGGAUUUUGUGCACGUGCUUUUUUCUCAUCCAAAAGUUGUAGAGGAAAUCAACUACAUGUUUUCA